This is a messenger RNA of Arachis stenosperma, 751 nucleotides long. RefSeq names its product protein PROTON GRADIENT REGULATION 5, chloroplastic-like. Gene Ontology annotation, biological process: response to high light intensity; photosynthetic electron transport in photosystem I. Gene Ontology annotation, molecular function: electron transfer activity. The transcript has 2 exons. NCBI's taxonomy places the organism in Eukaryota, Viridiplantae, Streptophyta, Magnoliopsida, Fabales, Fabaceae. The record is from RefSeq and is a predicted model, not a curated record. The coding region runs from base 161 to 487 and encodes 108 amino acids. Gene Ontology annotation, cellular component: chloroplast.
AAACCCAAUAUUUGGUAGUAAUAAUAACAAGACAUUGAGGUAUUUUCUGAUUUCUCUCAAUUUUCAAACCUCCAAGGUUCUGAAACAAAUAGCAACAUCAUUUUUUUAUUAGUUACAUAAGAAGAAAAAAUACACACACAAACACAAAGAGUGUAAUCAAAUGGCUACUUCAGUUUCUGCAACUGGGUGUGUUGGUUCAUCGUUCUAUGGAAGUUGGGGAAGUUCCAUGGCAGGUGAAGAAUAUAGUAUGCUGGCAAAAUCGUCGCAAGUUCGAUUUGGAAGGAAAAAAGGUUUGAGGAUGCAACCAAUGAUGAAGAAUGUGAAUGAAGGGAAAGGAAUCUUUGCUCCUAUUGUGGUUGUCACACGCAACAUCAUUGGCAAGAAGCGUUUCAACCAACUUAGAGGCAAAGCCAUUGCUUUACACUCUCAGGUAAUUACUGAAUUCUGCAAAUCAAUAGGAGCUGAUGCAAAACAGAGACAGGGAUAAGGUUAGCCAAGAAGAAUGGAGAAUGGCUUGGAUUUCUUGCAUGAAAUAUUUAACAAAUGUUUCAUACAUUUUGUAAUUAUCAUGUGAGAAGUUAAAAUUUCAAUGUCCAAACUUGAUGGCUUUUAAUUUUGACAGUACAAUGUAAACUAGGAACAUAUAUCUUCUAGUUGUGAUUUUUCAUUUUUCGUUAAUUUUUCUCUUAUUUUGUUCUUUAAACAUAUAUUAAAAAGAAUAAAUAGGAAUUGGAUAUCAAUUGCGAUCCAA